AUGUCUCGCAUCACCUGGCUGAUGCCUCUCACCACCUGGUUGAUGCCUCGCAUCACCUGGCUGAUGCCUCGCAUCACCUGGCUGAUGCCUCGCAUCACCUGGCUGAUGCCUCACCACCUGGCUGAUGCCUCGCAUCACUUGGCAGAUGCCUCUCACCACCUGGCUGAUGCCUCUCACCACCUGGCUGAUGCCUCUCACCACCUGGCUGAUGUCUCGCACCACCUGGCUGAUGCCUCUCACCACCUGGCUGAUGCCUCUCACCACCUGGCUGAUGCCUCUCACCACCUGGCUGAUGCCUCUCACCACCUGGCUGAUGCCUCUCACCACCUGGCUGAUGCCUCUCACCACCUGGCUGGUGCCUCUCACCACCUGGCUGGUGCCUCUCACCACCUGGCUGAUGCCUCUCACCACCUGGCUGGUGCCUCUCACCACCUGGCUGGUGCCUCUCACCACCUGGCUGAUGCCUCUCACCACCUGGCUGAUGCCAUACUCCAAUUAACAGGCAAAAAUGAAACGUGA
Molecule: messenger RNA, 519 nt
Organism: Procambarus clarkii (red swamp crayfish)
Lineage: Eukaryota; Metazoa; Arthropoda; Malacostraca; Decapoda; Cambaridae
Source: RefSeq, a predicted model, not a curated record